Monascus purpureus is the source of this 1310-nucleotide messenger RNA. The record is from the annotation of a GenBank genome assembly. NCBI's taxonomy places the organism in Eukaryota, Fungi, Ascomycota, Eurotiomycetes, Eurotiales, Aspergillaceae.
UAAUACUCCAAUAGAACAACUUGUGUGAAAGAUGGUGUAUUACUUUACAUCGAAUGUGGUUCAACCGUCAGCAUCAAUUUAUGUUGGAAAAGACAAGUUUGAGAGUACGAUGGACGUUCUCCGCCAUUAAUGACAUGGUCUGAUGUUUUGUGUGGACAGAUGAGGAACUCAUAAAGUAUGGACUAGAGAUGGAUGUCUGGUGCCCAGUUUCACGUUGAUAAUCUUUCCAGUGCGCAUGUCUAUCUACGGCUACGUGAUGGUGAAACCUGGGAGAACAUUCCCCAAAAACUUUUGGAGGAUUGUGCUCAACUCACGAAAGCAAAUUCGAUAGAGGGAAACAAGAAAGAUAACAUAACGGUAAUAUACACCCCAUGGUUAAACCUGAUGAAAGACGGAUCCAUGGCAACUGGCCAGGUUUCUUUCCACAACCCCAAGUUGGUGCGCAAGGUGUUUGUCCGCACACGUGAGAAUGCAAUUGUCAAUCGUCUCAAUAAAACUCGAGUCGAAAAGUUCCCUGAUCUCCGAGCAGAGAAGGAGGAGCACGUGAAGAAGGUCAAUAGGGAGGAAAGAAGGCGGUUGGAACAAAGAAAGGCACGGGAGAAGCAGGAAAAGAGAGAAAGAGAACAAUUGAAAUGGCAGAAGGAGCAUGCAUACGACGAUCUGCUAAGUGAGGAGAAUGUUCAGCAAAGCAGCAACCAGGACCGAGAUCCAAAUUUCCUCGACGACUUUAUGUGAUCUUGGAUCUUACAAGAUGGAGACUAGAAGAGAGCUUAAAUAUUCCAUGGUGGACUGUGACUAUUACUAUCCCCAGACAAUUGCACGGUUUUUCCAGCAAGCACCAUGCAGAUAUGGCCCUUGACAGCAGGUUCCACAAUGUACUCCGUACAUGAGCAGGCAAGAAAGAGCCGUGUCAUGACUGGAUCCCUUUUGAUUUUAUUUGGAGUCCUUAACUGCAGCAUGGCCACAGUACCUAUAGGCCAACUUCAAAGUAUGGCGCGACUUGAAAGACCAAAAGAAUAAAAUGCCAACCAUCACAAUUUCUUUCGUGUCAAAAAUUAUUAUUCGGUAUAAUUGAAAAUGCUAUUUUCAUCUAAAAAUUGAAGAGAUGACCCAACAAGGGUUGAAUUUCGUGCUUCAUGUUCCGAGUUGAUAGUUUCGCCAUGGCCAAAAGCUAAAAACACACGUGCUGUACGGACUUCGGAGUAGUAAUGUGGAUCAGGAGUGCGGCGUCUGGAUAUCAAAUACUAAAGGAUACCGUAGGAUUCGUAGGUUCGUGGUGAACGCUCUAUACUGAUAUACUGCCAUCUCUG